Arachis duranensis is the source of this 4565-nucleotide messenger RNA. RefSeq lists its product as uncharacterized. The transcript is spliced from 27 exons. Lineage: Eukaryota; Viridiplantae; Streptophyta; Magnoliopsida; Fabales; Fabaceae. The record is from RefSeq and is a predicted model, not a curated record. Bases 69 to 3494 code for a protein of 1141 amino acids.
UGGAAAGCACCGUGCAGUUGUCACUGUUGAGUGAUCUCUCGCUCUACAGUCUACACUCACUGCUUUUGAUGGCGGAAACGGCGUCAAAUGCAGCGGAAGCUCCAACGCCGCCGGUCAGGUUGUGGAGGACUGCGUUCUUGACGCUGAGGGAUGAAACCCUGACGGCCCCUCCUUCUUCCUCUUCCACACCCGAUUUGCUCCGUAACCUCAUCUUCUCCCAAUCCUACACUUUGCUAUCCGCGCUCCCUGAACUUCCCUCUCACGAGGUUUUGUCGGACAUUUUGUUUCUGAUGGAACUAGUUUUAGUUUCCGCCAGCUGCUUAAAUCAAGAAGAAUGUACUCAUAUUUAUACUCAGACAUCACGUUUGAUCCAUGAUAUAUGUCGUGGUGUCUCCUUCGAUGUGAAUCCCUCAUCUUUCACCGGUGUUGUUAAUGCUUUCAGUAAGAUGCUGGAUCUCUUCCCUGGAAAAGUUGCCAUAGACGAUGAGUCAAACAGAAUUCGCAGUAGCGCGGGAAUAAUCUCUGCUAUUGAAUGUUUGCAGGCUUUCAGAUGUAUUAUUACUUCGUCGCAACGAAGAUGGUUGCAGUCUGAAGAUACAUUACUGGUUAAAUUUCUACUUGACAUUAUUGCUAGCUAUCAAGCUGCAUUUUGGUUGAUGCCUCAUUCAAUGAGCAAAGACAAGAUUGAUAUGAGAUUAUCCAUAGAAAGCAGUUCCUGUGAAUUACAGACUGUUGCUUUUGGGAUGCUCAGCAAAGCAAUCUCACGAGCUGGUUCAUCCUUCUCAGUUGAUAUGUGGAGAUCUAUGAUUAAGGUGGUGAGGAAAACAAUGGAUUUCUUGGCACAAAAAAGUUCAUUUGUGGAAGAUAAUGUGAUGUCCAGGUUUUAUGAAUCUUUUCUAAGCUGUCUUCAUUUGAUCCUCACUGAUUCUAAAUGCUCUGUUUCUGAUCAUGUGUCAGUUUUUGUUGCCGUUCUGCAAAUGUUCUUAACAUAUGGACUUUGUGGUCUAACACCAAGUACACCGGUUCUUAUUGGUCGUGGGGAGAAGGAAUGUAAUGCAGAGAGUCCACGAGCAAGCUGGGAACAAGUGAACAGGUCGAAUCGUACUGCCUAUAGGCCUCCACACUUGCGCAAGCGAGAGUGUUCAAAAAUGAAGCUGAGUAGAGCUUGGAAUUCUCAAAAUAUAUCAGAUAGUGAAUCUUCUGCUGUUAAUUUUACAUCUUCAGAUUCAGAUUUUAGUGAUGGCGAUGGAUCAGCAAAAGAGAGCGGGGGAACACUGAACUCAAGGGUUAGAGUGGCUGCCCUCAUUUGUAUACAGGAGCUCUGUCAAGCGGAUUCUAAAUCUUUCUCUAUGCAAUGGUCCCUGCUUUUACCAACUAGUGAUGUGCUACAACCAAGGAAGCGUGAUGCAACUUUAAUGACAUGCUUGUUAUUUGAUCCAUGUUUGAAGGUGCGAAUGGCAUCUGCAUCCACACUAGUGGCCAUGCUGGAUGGUCUUUCUUCCAUCUUCUUGCAAGUAGCAGAAUAUAAGGAUUCUAGCAAAUUUGGAUCUUUUACAGCUCUUUCAAGUUCCCUUGGGAAGAUUUUACUGGAACUUCAUAGAGGUAUUCUGUUCUCAAUACAGCAAGAGGCCCAUGGUAAACUGCUGGCCUUGUUGUUCAAGAUUCUUCGGCUUGUGAUAUUAUCUACACCAUAUUCAAGAAUGCCACCAAAUUUGUUGGCUACUGUUGUGACAUCUGUUAGAACAAGGAUAAGAGAGGGAUUUCAAUUUAAAAGUGACCAGAGUAGUCUAUUGGCUGCUGCUGUUGGUUGCUUGACUCUAGCUCUAUGUUCCUCUCCAUCAACUGAAGUGCGGAAGAUGCUUUAUGAGGAGGUUUCUUCAGGUUAUAUUAAAAAUGAAAAGAAGUCAGGUGUUCUCGUCAUGUUAUUUGAGUAUUCAUUGCAAUGGAGCUGCCCAACCAUUUGCCUUGAGGCACUUCAGGCACUGAAGGCUGUUUGCCACAAUUACCCCAACAUAGUCACUGCAUGUUGGGAACGAGUUUCUGCAAUUGUGUCUGGUUUCCUUAGUUUUGGAUACCCUGAAAUAUCUUCAAGGAAGUCAAGUGAACAUGGUGGUUCUCCUACUACAUUCGUUAGUGAAAAAGUUCUUGCAGCUGCUAUUAAGGUUUUGGAUGAGUGUCUUCGUGCGUUAUCUGGAUUUCAAGGAACAGAAGAUCUUUCGGAUGAUAAGUUGGCGGAUAUUCCAUUUGCGUCUGAUUUCAUAAGGGGGAAGAAAGUGUCAUCUGCUCCAUUGUAUGAAUCAGAAGGCAAAGAUGAUGAUGUAGUAAAUUCUGAGGCAUCUGAAUGUGGGAUUCAUGAAUGGUGUGAGGCUAUCGAGAAACAUAUGCCUUGUAUCUUAUGUCAUUCUUCUUCACUGGUGAGAGCUGCAUCCAUUACAUGUUUUGCGGGGAUGACUUCUUCGGUGUUCAUCUCAUUCACUAUGGAGAAGCAAGGCUUCAUUUUGUCUUCUUUAAUCAAUGCUGCUAUAAAUGACGAUGUUCCAUUGGUGAGGUCUGCUGCCUGUCGAGCUAUUGGUGUUGUUUCAUGUUUUCCUCAAGUUUGUCAGAGUGCAGAGGUACUUGACAGGUUUAUCCAUGCUGUUGAGAUUAACACUUGUCAUACCCUAAUCUCAGUGAGGAUUACAGCUUCGUGGGCUUUGGCAAAUAUUUGUGACGCUAUUCGUCACACAGUUAGCUUGGAAUAUAUGGGUUCAAAUUCUAACCCCAAAUUGAUUGUAUCAUUAAGUGAAUGUGCUUUGCAUCUUACUGAGGAUGGAGACAAGGUAAAAUCUAACGCUGUUCGGGCUCUUGGAUAUAUUUCAAGAAUCUUUAAAUGUUCAACAUCGAGAUUUCAAGACAUGUCAAUGGACCAUCUGGGCCCAAGGACUGAAGGAUAUUCUUGCAGUCAGAAUCUCAUCAAGUGUCAAAGGUCUAAUUCGAACCAUUACCAAUUGGAUUAUCAUGAAAAUUAUUGCAGAUUGGAAAGGAUAGUUAAGGCACUCAUUUCUUGUGUUGUUACAGGGAAUGUUAAGGUCCAGUGGAACGUUUGCCAUGCUCUAGGCAAUCUAUUCCUGAACGAGACCUUAAGUUUGCAAGAUAUGGACUGGGCUUCCGAUGUCUAUGGUGUUCUUCUGCAAUUAUUACGUGAGUCAUCAAAUUAUAAGAUCAGAAUACAAGCUGCAGCUGCAUUGGCUGUGCCUGCGUCAGUGCAUGAUUAUGGCCCAUCCUUCUCGGAUAUUGUGCAAUGUGUGGAGGAUGUAAUGGAGAAUAUAGGUCAGGACCAAAUUUCGGGGCCAUCAAAUUUCAAGUAUAGGGUUUCAUUACAAAAACAGCUUACCUUGACAUUGUUACAUGUUCUAAGCUUUACAUCAAGCACGGAUGAUGAUCAGUUGAAAGAUUUUUUAGUUCAGAUGGGAUUUACCUUCUCACCUGUUCUUCUGUUGGAAAACUUGAUUUGAUGCAAUGGGAUGCAACAUCACAUCCCAUUCUAAGUCCCACACAAAAGUGAACUUCGAAGUAGGAGCUAUGAGGAAGCAUGUAUUAAUUUCAAGGAGAGACCUUAUAAGCUCAGCAUGGUUGUUGUGGAGUGUUGUGUUUGUCACAAUGGCAGCAACUCAUCUUUUGCAAUUUCUGUUGCAGUGCAGAUGAGUCAUGAGGAUUGAUGUGGAUACCAGUUUACAUUCAUAGCCAAUCCAAUCCAAUCUCACUUAACUAUAGGUAAGUCACACCGCAUCAGUCAUCAUGUCCAGUUCAAUAUCACUGCCCAGGUACUUUAGUUGUGAAUGAAAGAAAUCCCAAAAGGAGGGGCAGAGCAACACUCAAAUUACACACAACCAGAAGAAUAAUAAUAAAUACCAAGAUAGAACUAAAACUGGCCGGAAUCAAAGGCACAGAAACCAAUCAAAGAAGAGAAACCAUCCAAAAGUAUUGUCAGUGUUGAAACACAUCUUGUCUGACAUUUUACUAAUCAGUUCGCAAACCACCAUUGCCUCUGAUUUAUGACAGGAGAAAGAGAACACCCAGCCAAACACAAACAAACACUGGGGAACAAUCAUUGUAUAGGUGAUCCCAACAAUGUUUAAACAGGGAAGGCAUAAUAUCUAUUUAGUCUGAAAUUGCUGUUCUUGCAGGACAACUGCAGUUUGGCAGAAGCCUAUAACCCCCCAUCUCAAGGGAUUGCUUUAGAUUCGUUUAAAGAAAUAGAGCAUAAACCCCCCAUUUCUUUGCUGACCAAAACUAUGGGAGACAUAGUCAUGAAAGUGGUAAUAAUCAUUGAAGCGGAUUGUAAAAUAUAGUUAAUCUUUUCUACUAUAGUUUUUAACUCAAAUGACAAACUGCCACGCUUAGGAAGUUUUACGUCAGUUAUUGGUAAUCUACAUGUGUAACAAUCUUGAUGGAUUCAGUUAUAUGGUCCAACUUGAGGUAUAGAUGUAUGAUUUCUAUCACUCAUCUGGUUGUCUGAAAUAGAUGCAGAUAAUAGUAUUAUUACGCUUUCAAAUAAUCAUUGAUGUCUGAUGAAAAUUUACCAU